UCAAGAAAAUCGUUGUUACAAUCAAGAUGACUUCUUUUUCCAAGAAAAAAACAAAGCUUUCCAAAAAAGAAGCUAAUGAACUUGGCAGCUUCUUUUAUUCUAUCCUAGCUAAACUUCUAUUUCUCAUCCCUAUUACAAUCCUUUUCUUGCUUCUAAUCUUCUUAUGGUCGUCUUCGUCCACCAUUAUUUCAGGUAAAAUCAUUCAUCUUUGCUUCCAAUCGCGUAAACUCAAUGAUCUUUAUUGCAUUUCUGCUGGCACUCAAUCAAAUCUUGAUGUCCAAAAUUCCCUUUCAAAUGGUAGUUUCCCAUCCGUUAACGGUACUACAACACAGUUUAUCGAUGACUUGCAACAAAAAUCAACACGUCUUGGCAUACCGAUCCCACCAGGGUACCAUGCUUUUAGAAAUGGCAUGGUUAAAAGCGACGAGGAAUUGCUAGUAGCUUAUAACGACGUGGAGGAUCAAUUAGAGGUGCAUCGAUCAUGGACAUCAUCAACGAGCCAAAACCAUAACGUGACAAAAUGUGAUGGUAGGGGAAUUUAUGUGUAUGAAUUGCCAACAAAGUUCAAUAAAGACUUGGUGUCUCAAUGUGCUGAUAUGAUUCCAUGGGUUGAUUUAUGCAAUUAUUUCAGCAACGAUGCAAUGGGUGAGCCAGUACAAAAGCUAGGAAAAGGAUGGUACCAAACUCAUCAGUAUUCAUUGGAGUUGAUAUUUCACUCAAGGGUAAUGAAUCAUCCUUGUAGAGUACAGAACAAAAGUGAAGCAGAGCUAUUUUAUGUGCCUUUCUAUGGUGGACUUGAUGUUUUGAGAUGGCAUUUCAAGAAUGUGUCAAAUGAUGUCAAGGACUCUUUGGGGCUAGAACUUGCAAAGUGGCUCGAGACGCAGCCAACUUGGUUUAAGAGAUCAGGUAAAGACCAUGUCUUUGUUCUUGGAAAAAUUUCUUGGGACUUCAGGAGGUAUAGCAACUCAAAUUGGGGAAGUAGGUUCUUGGAGCUAGACGAAAUGCAGAAUCCAGUCAAGCUUUUGAUAGAACGACAACCGUGGCACCUUAACGACAUAGGGAUACCUCAUCCAACUUUUUUCCAUCCACAAUCGGACGAUGACAUAAUAACGUGGCAGUUAAAACUCAUCAAGGAAAACCGCAAAAGCCUAGUGAGCUUUGCUGGUGCACCAAGGCCUGAUGCACUCGAAAGCAUUAGGUCAAUCUUGAUCAACCAAUGCAUUUCAACCGGGGAAUGCAAAUUCUUGAAUUGUAGUUCGGGUGCAUGUGAUCAACCAGAGUCUAUCAUCGAGCUGUUUAUGGAUUCUGAAUUCUGUUUACAACCACCAGGUGAUAGUCCAACACGAAAGUCAGUGUUUGAUUCAUUGAUAUCCGGUUGUAUACCGGUAAUAUUUGAUCCGUUUACAGCAUACUAUCAAUAUCCUUGGCAUUUACCGGAAGAUCAUAAAAGAUAUUCUGUUUUCAUCGAUCAAGAAGAUGUGAGGAACAUGAAAGUCAAUGUUAUGGAAAGGCUCAUGAAAAUUACUGCAAGGGAAAGACAAAAUAUGAGAAGGUAUAUAAUUUAUGAAUUGUUGCCUGGAUUGGUGUACGGAGAUCCGAAAUCUAAGCUGGAGAAAUUCCAAGAUGCAUUUGAUAUUACAAUGAAUAAUCUGAUUGAAAGGUUGACUAGAUUGGAAUUAUGA
Molecule: messenger RNA, 1682 nt
Organism: Lycium ferocissimum
Lineage: Eukaryota; Viridiplantae; Streptophyta; Magnoliopsida; Solanales; Solanaceae
Product: xyloglucan-specific galacturonosyltransferase 1-like
Exons: 2
Coding region: 27-1682 (551 amino acids)
Molecular function (GO): glycosyltransferase activity
Source: RefSeq, a predicted model, not a curated record